AUGAAGCAGAGUUCGAACGUGCCGGCUUUCCUCAGCAAGCUAUGGACGCUUGUGGAGGAAACCCACACCAACGAGUUCAUCACCUGGAGCCAGAAUGGCCAGAGUUUUCUGGUUUUGGAUGAACAAAGAUUUGCAAAAGAAAUUUUUCCCAGAUAUUUCAAGCACAAUAAUAUGGCAAGCUUUGUGAGGCAAUUGAAUAUGUAUGGUUUCCAUAAGGUUGUGCAUAUUGACUCUGGAAUUGUAAAGCAGGAACGAGAUGGUCCUGUUGAAUUUCAGCAUCCUUACUUCAAACAAGGCCAGGAUGACUUGUUGGAGAACAUUAAAAGGAAGGUUUCAUCUUCAAAACCAGAAGAAAAUAAGAUUCGUCAGGAAGAUUUAACAAAAAUUAUAAGUAGUGCUCAGAAGGUUCAAAUAAAACAAGAAACUAUUGAGUCCAGGCUUUCUGAAUUAAAAAGUGAGAAUGAGUCUCUAUGGAAGGAGGUGUCAGAAUUAAGAGCAAAACACGCACAACAGCAACAAGUUAUUCGAAAGAUUGUCCAGUUUAUUGUUACAUUGGUUCAGAAUAACCAACUUGUGAGUUUAAAAUGUAAAAGGCCUCUACUUCUAAACACUAAUGGAGCCCAAAAGAAGAAUCUGUUUCAGCAUAUAGUCAAAGAACCAGCUGAUAAUCACCAUCAUAAAGUUCCACACAGUAGGACUGAAGGUUUAAAGGCAAGGGAGCGGAUUUCAGAUGACAUCAUCAUUUAUGAUGUAACUGAUGAUAACGCAGAUGAAGAAAAUAUCCCAAUUAUUCCAGAAACUAAUGAGGAUGUUAUAUCUGAUCCCUCCAACUGUAGCCAAUACCCUGAUAUUGUCAUUCUUGAAGAUGACAAUGAAGAUGAGUAUGCACCUGUCAUUCAGAGUGGAGAUCAGAAUGAACCAGCCAGAGAAUCCCUAAGUUCUGGCACCAGUCCUCUUAUGUCUAGUGCUAUCCAGCUAAAUGGCUCAUCUAGUCUGACCACAGAAGAUCCUGUGACCAUGAUGGAUUCCAUUUUAAAUGAUAACAUCAAUCUUCUGGGAAAGGUUGAGCUGUUGGAUUAUCUUGACAGUAUUGAUUGCAGCUUAGAGGACUUCCAAGCCAUGCUGUCAGGAAGACAGUUUAGCAUAGACCCAGAUCUCCUGAUUGAUUCUGAGAAUAAAGGAUUAGAAACUACCAAGAACAAUGUAGUUCAGCCAGUUUCAGAUGAGGGAAGAAAAUCUAAACCCAAAACAGAUAAGCAGCUUAUCCAGUACACUGCCUUUCCACUUCUUGCAUUCCUCGAUGGGAACCCUGCUUCUACUGUUGAACAGGGGAGUACAGCAUCAUCAGAAGUUAUGUCCUCUGUAGAAAAACCCAUAGAAGUUGAUGAGCUUCUGGAUAGCAGCCUAGAUCCAGAGCCAACCCAGAGUAAGCUUGUUCGCCUGGAGCCAUUGACUGAAGCCGAAGCUUGUGAAGCCACACUGUUUUAUUUAUGUGAACUUGCUCCUGCACCUCUGGAUAGUGAUAUGCCACUUUUAGAUAGCUAA
This is a messenger RNA of Zalophus californianus (California sea lion), 1545 nucleotides long. Its product is annotated as heat shock factor protein 2-like. Gene Ontology annotation, molecular function: DNA-binding transcription factor activity; sequence-specific DNA binding. Gene Ontology annotation, biological process: regulation of DNA-templated transcription. The record is from RefSeq and is a predicted model, not a curated record. Lineage: Eukaryota; Metazoa; Chordata; Mammalia; Carnivora; Otariidae.